AUGGUGCACGUCGACCACACUGCCACAGGCGCUGCCACCCCGCGGCUCGAUGCCAACGCCGAGCGCCGCAUGAAAGAACGACAAAAGAUGCAUCGGUAUCGCCAACGCCUCGCCGCCAAGGCGCUGUACCUCAGGGACUUGACGAGGAAGCUGGAAACCGAGAUCCGAGAGCACUUGCUCCAGCGCCAGGCAUCUCAGACCCACAUGGCGGAAUGCUCUGCGGAAGAGUGCGACCAGUGGUGGGUCAUGCACGUUCGACCCAUCCCCGUAACAACUCUUCUCCACCCUCUUCAUGCACUGCUGGAGCUCACGCCAACGACGGCGGUGUCUCCAACCUGUUCCGCCAAGCGCCUGCUGCAACGCUGGGUGCCCACCCCGCGUCGCGGCGACUCGCGCCUUCGACACUGGAUCACGCGAUACCUCCACCACCACUGCGACAGCUCGUUUCAGCGCAUGGGGUUUCCACCGUCCGACGCCGUGUCUGAAUUUUCUCUCGACAUGACGGAUCCCGACUGCUGCAUGUACGUGUGGCGGAGCCACCGGGACUUUCCCGCAUCACUCAAGCUCCACUUGCGGGGAUGGACCAUCGAGGCCAACGUGGCCAUCAGCCACGACGACGAGGCACGAUGCUCCGCGACUUGCACGGAAUGGGGGCCCAACAACCCGAACGUCCACGACGACGCUGUGUUUCCGACCGCGCGGUUCCAGCGGAAUCGAAUGAUUUGGAUUGCCUUGGCAGGCGUGGCCGAACUCGCGUCCGAGCAAGGUGCAUCCAUUCGCACGGGUUUACCAAGGAAAGGUUUCCCACGACCCGUCACCAACUAG
Molecule: messenger RNA, 825 nt
Organism: Aphanomyces invadans
Lineage: Eukaryota; Oomycota; Saprolegniomycetes; Saprolegniales; Verrucalvaceae
Exons: 7
Coding region: 1-825 (274 amino acids)
Source: RefSeq, a predicted model, not a curated record